GCCACACUUCUUAACUCAAACAUAUGUUCAGAGCCGACAAGGGGGUUAUAGCGUCGGUAAAAAUAGCAUAGACAGCAAAUAACUUUAACGUGCCGUGGAAAUAGGUUUUCUAGCUAAGUAACGUCGAGUAAACAAAUGUGGUGGACCGGUCGAAUGUGCGCAAAUGUGUGUGGCGUAUGGUAGCCCACCGUAGAACUUAUUGAACAUCCGCAGAAAACUGGGAAAAGAAUUGACGGGACGGCCACGGCAUAAAGCAAAGUACAAAUCUCAAUUACGAUGAGUGUCUCGCGGAGCGGUAACACGACGCUGGAUCUGGAGCCACUACUGGACGAGAGCCGUGACGACAGCGAUGCGGAUAAUCAGAAAGGAGAAGCCACAGGCGGAGGUGCCCUGCUGAAUGGCUCCUCCUCGAAGGAGCCUCGCGCCACCGGUGUGGGGCACCGGGAUAGAGAGCGCGAGCGGGACGAGUCAGCCGUGUUCAUUAAGAAAAUCAGCAGCGCAGUGUUCUACGGACUGUCCUCGUUCAUGAUAACCGUGAUUAACAAGACAGUGCUCACGUCCUACCGCUUUCCUUCGUUCCUGUUCCUCAGCCUGGGCCAGCUGACUGCCAGCAUAGUGGUCCUGGGCAUGGGCAAGCGGCUCAAGCUAGUCUCGUUCCCGCCGCUGCAGCGCAACACCUUCGCGAAGAUAUUUCCACUGCCACUCAUCUUUCUGGGAAACAUGAUGUUCGGCCUGGGCGGCACCCAGUCCUUGAGUUUGCCCAUGUUCGCUGCCCUGCGCCGCUUCUCCAUACUGAUGACCAUGCUGCUGGAGCUGAAGAUUCUCGGGUUGCGGCCCUCGACGGCGGUGCAGGUCAGCGUGUACGCGAUGAUCGGCGGGGCUCUGGUGGCCGCCUCCGAUGACCUGUCAUUCAACAUGCGCGGCUACAUAUACGUGAUGAUCACGAACGCGCUCACCGCCUCGAACGGGGUGUAUGUGAAGAAGAAGCUAGACACGUCGGAGAUCGGCAAGUACGGCCUGAUGUUCUACAACUCACUGUUCAUGUUUCUGCCGGCCCUGGCCCUCAACUUUUUCACCGGCGACCUGGAGCAGGCCAUAAACUUCAGCGAGUGGCACGACCCUGUCUUCGUGACACAGUUCCUGCUCAGCUGCGUCAUGGGAUUCAUACUCUCGUACAGUACCAUAUUGUGCACGCAAUUCAACUCGGCCCUGACGACCACCAUUGUGGGGUGCCUGAAGAACAUAUGCGUGACCUAUCUGGGCAUGUUCAUUGGCGGCGACUAUGUCUUCUCGUGGCUCAACUGUAUCGGCAUCAAUAUAAGCGUGUUGGCCAGCCUCCUCUAUACGUACGUGACGUUCCGCCGGAAACGGUCGCCCGAUAAGCAAAGCCACUUGCCCAGCAGCAACCGCGGGGAGAAUGUCUAGCUUCACACAGCUUUAGCUCCAACUCAAGCCAAAGCCAUAUAAAUAUAUGUUUACCAUAUAUCGUAUUUUCGUAUCUUCCCCCACAAGCGCAUCGUAUCUGUACAUAUAUAAAUAUAUAUAUAUACAUAGUUAUGUAUCUAACGAGUGUAAUUACUAAUUAGCAAUUAUGUAAUUUUAAUCACUUUGUACAUUUUUCCAUGCAACUGUUUUCUGCAUCAAGAGUGUCAUAAGUAAUAGAAAAUAUACACAGACAUCCGAGAUACUCCUGCUUCGUCUCGUUAUCGUCCCGUACCGUCUCACAGUGGAAAUGUGGGAAAGAUAA
Molecule: messenger RNA, 1747 nt
Organism: Drosophila pseudoobscura
Lineage: Eukaryota; Metazoa; Arthropoda; Insecta; Diptera; Drosophilidae
Gene: frc
Product: fringe connection
Exons: 1
Coding region: 277-1425 (382 amino acids)
Cellular component (GO): Golgi apparatus
Molecular function (GO): UDP-N-acetylgalactosamine transmembrane transporter activity; UDP-N-acetylglucosamine transmembrane transporter activity; UDP-glucuronate transmembrane transporter activity
Source: RefSeq, a predicted model, not a curated record